CAAUGUCUGAUCAAAAGCCUUUGCUUAGCAUUAAGAAGACAUUCUUUUACAAUUUCUUUCCAUCAAAAGCUGAAGAAGAAGUUUGCAAACUUAACAACACUCCAUGGGUAGUGACUCGAGAACUAAUUGAGAUAAGGGACUUAUACCCUGCCCCGAAAAUUGAUUUGAAAAACCCGUGGCAGAUCAAGAAAAAGAUUACCAAUGACGAGGUUGUUGUAGGAAAGAUGGUGAUUCCAUUUUACGAGACUUUUGAGUACAUUCUUCGAUAUUGGACGUUGGAUGUGGCCAAAAGUUUGGAGAACGGGUAUGGUGUGCCUGUUGGCGUGUGGGAUGUAACUGAGGAGAAUGUCCCUAAGAAGUAUGAAGGUGGAAGUGUUUGCUUAAGGAAGUUGUACAAUGAUGACUAUUCUCUUUCGUGCAUCCAAUUGUUCAACAAUCGAGGAUUAGGUGUUGGUGAUGAAAUUGGACUUAAUUGGGAUCCUAGAUCUUCAAGUUUAAUGUUCAAAUUACUUUCUCAGGUUCACGCUUAGUGAAAGGUCCAAGAAUUUAGGACCAAAAACAACAUACCAUAAUCUUUUUAUUAGGAUUACUCUUUUUGUACUUGUGUUUUCAUUCCUUAUUUACUAUAGUGCUCUUUUAAUAUGAGAAUAAUGUAGUUCGGUGGGUUUCGUGAACCCCCAAUCAUUUAGAUAUGCAAUUUCGCAAAGCAGUAAUAGUAUCCUCUGCAUCUUCCAAACACAGAGAAGAUAGAGCUGAUAUAAAAUUCUCAAAUUCUCUAACUUUGUGUCCUCUUCGAACACAGUUAGUUCAAGACAGGACAAUCAUCGAUUCUCACAUAUCGUAGUUUUGCAAAGUUUGUUUUACUAGUUUUCUCCACUGAUUGAUUUCUCCUUUAAGUUGCAAACAAGAAUGGACACCUCCCUGGUAUGUGAUGGAAAAGAAACAUAAGUUUUGCCCUUAACGGAUAGCUCGAUGGUCAAGAUUUCAAAAUUUCAAAGCAGGGGUGGGGAUACAUUUACUCUUCAAUUAGACAAUAGGUAUGAACUUCUAUGUAUGUGUGGCAAUAGGGACAAAGCUUGGUCUUCCACGAAUAAUGCAAUAGUUAAAAGGUCAAAAUCUGAAACGCCAUGUUACAUCUGUGCAGAUUUUGCAUUUCUUCUAAUUCCUACUGCUUCCUGAUUUAAGCUACUGAAGAGAUAUUUAUUCCUAGACUCAUAUAGUCAAGCAGUUUCAUUUGAUGGAUACGGAAAAUAUACCUCCGCAAUGAUAUCAUGAAUUUUCGGAACAUUCACAUGAUUGAAGCCCAAAAUAUACCUAGCUAACCUGAAAUUUAUUGAUAGCUGAUAUAAUAUUUUCAAAUUCUCUAACUCUGUGUCCUCUUCUAAACAUAGUUGGUUCAAAUGAAAAGUACACGUACAAUCCAUUCUACUAAUAAACAACACAAGUGUCUGUCAUUACUAAAAUUCACUUCCAAAGUUCUUUUGUUGUUGAUUCAGAUAAGAAUAUACUCUUCUUUGGCAACAAUUUAUCUAAGCCAAGUCAGCAGAAGUAAAGGAAAAUACUUCUACAAAGAAGAUUAUACUCAGAGCAAAUGCACAAGAUAAGGACGUACCAUGAUCCCAUUUCGCACAGGAGCUCACUAGUAGAAGGUUUGAGGCAAAAGGUGAAUAUACAUGAAGGAGCAGAAUAUGUUCCUUUCUUUUCCUAAGAGAGAAUUGAUAAUGACUCAAAAGCUAAUAGAGACAGGACCUGACAUGAUAUUUUAUCCGAACAACAUGAGGCACAUCAGGAAAAACAUUACUCAUCAAGAACUCUGUGUUGAAAAGCUGUGGAUUCCAUUUUCUGCGGUGUUUAAGUAUAUUCUUCCAUACUGGGAUUUGGAGAUGGCAAGAUGUUUGGUGAACGGGAAGGUGUUGCUUGUUGACUUGUGGGAUGACACGUAGGAGAAUGGCCCUAAGAAGUAUGAAGGUGGAAGAUCUACUUUUAGGAAGCUGCGUAAUGAUGACUAUUCUUUAUCGAUCAUGAUAUUGAUCAAAGAUCACGGAUUGGCUGUUGAUGAUGAAAUUGGGCUAUAUUGGCGUCCUAAGCAUUCAACAAUUGUUUUGAAAUUGUUUUCUAAGGUUGGUGAUUCAGCAAGUAGGCCUGUAUUGACAGAUUAGGGGCCUGUAGGGAAUAUCUUCAAGUUUUAUGUUCAAAUUCUGUAUAUAAUUCAAGAAUUAGGACCAAAAACCAACAUAACAUAGUCUUUGGGUUGGAAUAUAUGAUGAUUCUUCAAGUUCCUAAUUGGAAUAUAUGAUGAUUCUUGAAGUUCCUAAUUGGAAUAUAUGAUUAUUCUUUUCUCAAA
Solanum dulcamara is the source of this 2344-nucleotide messenger RNA. RefSeq lists its product as uncharacterized. The transcript is spliced from 2 exons. NCBI's taxonomy places the organism in Eukaryota, Viridiplantae, Streptophyta, Magnoliopsida, Solanales, Solanaceae. The coding region runs from base 3 to 530 and encodes 175 amino acids. The record is from RefSeq and is a predicted model, not a curated record.